CAGGCGAGGGAUAGGGAGAGAGAAGAAGAUGAGGAGCUAGCGGAAUUUAUAAGAAACGAACUCAGAGAGAUAGAAAAGGCUGAGGAAGAAGCACAAAGCAUUGGAAGAUGCUCCAGGAUUUCUUCAGGAACACUCCAAACUCCAGAAGAACAGCAAACGGAGCAAGGAAAAGCCCCACAGCUUGCGACGGAAUAUGACAUUCUCUGCCCUCUGAGCUCCGGCAAGGAAUUCCAGAAAAUGAAUGAAACCACUCCAAAGCGUCCAACAACGGCCAAUAUCCCACCCCGGAUGAGACGAACAGGAGGAUCUCCACAGGAAACGCCCAAGAAAGCUCAUGUAGAGCACAUCCCAAAGUCCAGGAAGGAAUUAUUCCCAGCAAAGAGAAAAUAUCGUCUUGUGGACAUUUACAGGAGAUUCUUUGGAGAGGAUCCAGUGGAUUCGCAUCAGGCUGAAAGUGACGCCUACAUCUUAAUGAGGUGCGCUCUCAGAGAAGCCCGGGACUUCCUAGCCAUCUCCCAGACCUAUUCCAAACCCUUUGCAAAUGUCCCUAUUGACAAAUGUAUUUACUAAGAUUUACAAUUUGCAAAUAAAACUUUUAUUAAUGUGAAA
Molecule: messenger RNA, 609 nt
Organism: Phlebotomus papatasi
Lineage: Eukaryota; Metazoa; Arthropoda; Insecta; Diptera; Psychodidae
Exons: 1
Coding region: 238-570 (110 amino acids)
Molecular function (GO): nucleic acid binding
Source: RefSeq, a predicted model, not a curated record